AGCCAGCGGCCACCGGCUCGGGCAGCGGCGCAGAGCGGAUCAGCGCGCGCGGUGAGCACGACAUUCCACGGGACCCGCCGAGCCGCGUCCGCGUCGUCGCUGGGCUCCCGCACCUCGACCUUCCUCGGCCUCCGCCCCUUCGGCUCGUCCCCCCCGCGGCCUCCCGUGGGACGGCGUGACCCCGCCCGGGCUCUCGGUGCUCCCGGGGCCGCGCGCCAUGGGCAGCCCCCGCUCCGCGCUGAGCUGCCUGCUGUUGCACUUGCUGGUUCUCUGCCUCCAAGCCCAGGAAGGCCCGGGCGGGGGGCCUGCGCUGGGCAGGGAGCCCGCUUCCCUGCUCCGAGCUGGCCGGGAGCCCCAGGGUGUUUCCCAACAGGUAACUGUUCAGUCCUCACCUAAUUUUACACAGCAUGUGAGGGAGCAGAGCCUGGUGACGGAUCAGCUCAGCCGCCGCCUCAUCCGGACCUACCAGCUCUACAGCCGCACCAGCGGGAAGCACGUGCAGGUCCUGGCCAACAAGCGCAUCAACGCCAUGGCAGAAGACGGAGACCCCUUCGCAAAGCUCAUUGUGGAGACGGAUACUUUUGGAAGCAGAGUUCGAGUCCGGGGAGCAGAGACAGGUCUCUACAUCUGCAUGAACAAGAAGGGGAAGCUAAUUGCCAAGAGCAACGGCAAAGGCAAGGACUGCGUGUUCACCGAGAUCGUGCUGGAGAAUAACUACACGGCGCUGCAGAACGCCAAGUACGAAGGCUGGUACAUGGCCUUUACCCGCAAGGGCCGGCCCCGCAAGGGCUCCAAGACGCGCCAGCACCAGCGCGAGGUGCACUUCAUGAAGCGGCUGCCGCGGGGCCACCACACCACCGAGCAGAGUCUGCGCUUCGAGUUCCUCAACUACCCGCCCUUCACGCGCAGCCUGCGGGGCAGCCAGAGGACUUGGGCCCCGGAGCCCCGAUAGGCGUCCUCCCGGCCCCUCCCCGCCCGCCCGCCCGCCAGUCCGCCCGCCCGCCCGCCGCCGGCAGCGGACUCCAGCGAGAGAUCGGCCGGCCGCACGGAAGGGGAGGAGCUGGGGAGCUGCCUUCUAGUUGUGGAUAUUGUUUGCUGUUGGGUUUUUUUGUUUUUGUUUUUUAACAAAAGAGAGGCUCUAUUUUUGUAUUCCA
Molecule: messenger RNA, 1154 nt
Organism: Onychomys torridus (southern grasshopper mouse)
Lineage: Eukaryota; Metazoa; Chordata; Mammalia; Rodentia; Cricetidae
Gene: Fgf8
Product: fibroblast growth factor 8
Exons: 6
Coding region: 218-952 (244 amino acids)
Biological process (GO): positive regulation of cell population proliferation; regulation of cell migration; heart morphogenesis
Cellular component (GO): cytoplasm
Molecular function (GO): type 1 fibroblast growth factor receptor binding; type 2 fibroblast growth factor receptor binding; growth factor activity
Source: RefSeq, a predicted model, not a curated record